GUCGUUUGUCAUUAAACGAGCAGACAUUGAGUUCCAUUUUUAGAAGUGGGCAAAGGACAUCGUCAAGAAAAUCAAAAAAGCAGUGAACGAUAAGAAUAUCAGCUGAUUAAUCAAGAGAAUACUUAAGCAAAAGUAAACAAAGCAAUGACUGACAAUGACGACGUUAAUAUUUUACUCAACUCAAACACGGCUCAAGGUCAUUCCAGCAAAUUUUGGAAUUUUAAAUUGGAACCGGCUUUGAUGUUUAUGUUCUUUGGAUACAAUUUGGCACAAUCAAUUGUUCCAAAUCAAUUAUUAAAGGAUACUUGUUUGAUGUACGGUUAUAAUGUGUCAGAGUGUUCUCGAUUAGGUGCAAAUAAUGACACGAAAUAUAUUGAAGAGAAGAUUCAACCUCAUGUCGCCGAAAUCAUGAUGAUAAAUACACUUUUAAAUUCAAUAAUCCCAGCAGUUUUGAGUUUAUUUCUCGGACCAUGGAGUGACAAGUUCGGAAGGAAGAAAGUUUUCUGUGCAACUUUUAUUGGAUUUUCAUUGACACUUGUCGCACUUUGUAUCAUUUCGAUGAUUUCUGAUAAAUUAACAGUGAUCAAUCCUUGGGUUUACACAUUUGCUUAUAUUCCUUUAAUAAUUACCGGUGGCUGGCCAACAAUGAUAGUGUCAAUUCUUUGUUAUGUUACGGAUUUAACAACUGAAGUCAAUCGAUCAGUGCGAUUAACAUUAAUCGAACUUUUAAUUUUUGUUGGCGUUUUAUUUGGAACAGCAUCAAGUAGUUACAUCUUGACUCUCACUUCACCAACCACAGUCUUCUUAAUAUCAACGAUUAUUGUGAUAAUUUCAACAAUCUACUCAAUUGUGUAUGUUGAUGAGUCAGUGCAAGAAGUUGAAACAACUUCAAAAUGUAAUCAAAUCCAGGAAUUAAUUUCAUACGCACCAGUUAUUGAAAUGCUCAAAACUUGCUUUAAAAGGAGAUUAUUUAAAGAAAGAAGAAUCCUUUGGUGCCUUAUAAUGAUUCUUGUCUUUUUGAUAUUCUCAAUGAAUGGAUCUAGUGGCGUCUUCUACCUCUUCGUUCGGGAACAAUUUCAAUGGACUUUAAAGGAAGCAACACUUUUCGAUUCUGUAACAAUGUUGAUAUCAAUUAUAGGAUGUACCGUUGGUCUCGUGUUGUUCAAGAAUCUUUUGAAACUCUCAGACUUAACUGUUGCAAUCAUCGCUAUCAUAAGUGGAACUAUUGAUACAUUAGUGAGAGCAUUUGCACAGACACCAAAUAUUAUGUACAUAUCAGCAGUUGUUUGCCUUUUUAAAGUCAUUUGUUUGCCUAUGUGUCGUUCGAUGAUUGCAUCAAUAAUUCCAACAAAUGAAAUUGGAAAAGUUUACAGUAUCACAAGUUCCUUUGAAGCGGUUUCAAGUUUGAUUGCUUCUCCACUUUACACUUACAUUUAUACACAAACUUUUACCACUUUCGCCGGUGCUUUUUAUCUUUUGACUGCUGGCGUUUACAUUGUGAACUUUGGACUUAUAAUUUGUGUCAUGAAAAUGAAGAAAACAAGAGAAGUGCUUUUGAAUCCGUACACACCAAUCAACAGUUGAUUGAACGAAUAAUGUUGCACAUUUGAUCAUUCAAUCUACAUGUCUUGUGUACACAAUUUCUAUUUAUUUCUAUUACAAAUUUUGAAAAUGAUAUUAAAGAUAUUUUAUGGAUUUUAAUUAAUUUUCUCUUUUUCUGAUUAUUGAUUUAUCUUC
Clunio marinus is the source of this 1737-nucleotide messenger RNA. The record is from the annotation of a GenBank genome assembly. Lineage: Eukaryota; Metazoa; Arthropoda; Insecta; Diptera; Chironomidae.